Molecule: messenger RNA, 1431 nt
Organism: Elephantulus edwardii (Cape elephant shrew)
Lineage: Eukaryota; Metazoa; Chordata; Mammalia; Macroscelidea; Macroscelididae
Gene: CIAO3
Product: nuclear prelamin A recognition factor-like
Exons: 11
Coding region: 1-1431 (476 amino acids)
Biological process (GO): iron-sulfur cluster assembly
Cellular component (GO): cytosolic [4Fe-4S] assembly targeting complex
Molecular function (GO): 4 iron, 4 sulfur cluster binding
Source: RefSeq, a predicted model, not a curated record
AUGGCGUCGCUCUUCAGCGGGGCGCUGAAGCUGACGGACCUUGAUGACUUCAUUGGGCCAUCUCAGGACUGCAUCAAACCCAUAAAGGUGGACAAGAGACCUGGGAGCAGUGUGGCCAAGAUCCACAUUGAGGAUGACGGAAGCUACAUCCAAGUGAGUCAGGAUGGGGGAACGAGGAAGCUGGAGAGAGCAAAGAUCUCACUGAAUGAUUGCCUGGCCUGCAGUGGUUGCAUCACCUCAGCUGAGAGCGUGCUCAUCACACAGCAGAGCCAUGAGGAGCUCCGGAAGGUUCUCAGAGCCAACAAGGAGGCAGUGUCCAGUCCCCAGAAGCUGGUGGUUGUCUCGGUGUCCCCACAGUCCGUGGCCUCGUUAGCGGCAAGGUUUCAGCUGAAUCCCACAGACACUGCCAAGAAGUUAACUUCCUUCUUCAAAAAGCUAGGUGUACACUAUGUGUUCGACACGGCCUUCUCCCGUAACUUCAGCCUCAUUGAGAGUCAGUGCGAGUUCCUGCAGCGGUUCCGAAGCCAGAAAGAUGGAGGACAGUCCCUGCCCCUGCUGACCUCUGCCUGUCCAGGCUGGAUCUGCUACGCUGAGAAGACCCACGGCCAUGUUGUCCUCCCACACCUCAGCACAGCCCGCUCCCCACAGCAGGUCAUGGGCGCCCUGGUCAAGGACUUCUUUGCCCAGCAGCAGCACCUGCCCCCAGACCGACUCUACCAUGUGACAGUCAUGCCCUGCUACGACAAAAAGCUUGAGGCAUCCAGACCCGAUUUCUUCAACCAGGAGUUCCAGACGCGGGAUGUCGACUGCGUCAUCACCACAGGGGAGGUAUUCAAGCUGCUGGAGGAGGAAGGGGUCUCAUUCCCAGACCUGGAGCCAGCCCCACUGGACGUUCUGUCCAGCUAUGUGUCCACUGAGGAGCACACCAGCCAUCAAGGAGGAGGCUCAGGGGGCUACCUGGAACAUGUGUUCCGGCACGCAGCUCGCGAGCUCUUUGGAAUCCAUGUGGCUGAGAUUACCUAUAAGCCCCUGAGGAACAAGGACUUCCAAGAGGUGACCCUAGAGCGGGACGGACAGGUGCUACUGCAUUUUGCUGCCGCGUACGGCUUCCGCAACAUCCAGAACCUGGUGCAGAAGCUAAAGCGUGGACGCUGCCCAUACCACUAUGUGGAGGUCAUGGCCUGUCCUUCAGGCUGCCUGAAUGGUGGGGGGCAGCUGCGAGCCCCAGAUGCACAGGGCAAAGAACUGCUGCAGCAAGUGGAGCGGCUGUACGCUUCGGUCAGGACUCAAGUACCUGAGGAGGCCCCGGGGGUCCGGGAGCUCUACGAGCACUGGCUGCAGGGCCCAGGCUCUGACAAGGCUGGCCGCCUGCUGCACACGCAGUACCGUGCUGUGGAGAGGGCCAGCUCUGGCUUCAGCAUCAAGUGGUGA